AUGCUACUCUCCAGAGGUAUUUCUCAAAGUGCAGGAGUUAACUUCAGCAAUUGUUUCAAACUGGUGGAUCAAACUACAUUCAGACAAAUUGUGAAAGUUGCUUUUCAGAAAAACUGUCCUCGGAGCACGAGAUCAUUUCCAAGAUGUAGUGCUUCUAUCUGUUUCCCUGGAAAUGAAAUUCCAGAGUGGUUUAUCAUUCAAAGCACAGGAUCUUCUUUAACUUUUGAGCUGAAAGCAUACCCUACCUCUGCUGCCUUGAAUGAUCUAAUUUUGUGCACUAUUGUAGAAUUUCAGAAUUAUCAUAGUGAAGACCAGAGUUUGGUGAUUAGCUGUGAGUACACGAUCUCAAUUAGAAAAUCAUAUGGUAGAGUGCCACCAUUUCGUGGAAAUAUGAGGGUCUGGGACUUUGGUCCUGGACUCGGCUACGUUGACUCAGAUCACGUAUUCUUGGGAUAUGAUUUUCCUCGAAAAUUCGAUGAACUUGGCAUACGCGGAUAUUUGAUGAUGACAAUCCAAUUUUAUGUUGAGAAUUUAGAUACUAAAAGCAAUUGUUGUUGCAAAGUUACAAAGUGUGGAGCUUGGAGUCCAAGUUUGCAGUGGAUGACAAGUGAGAAGGAUCAGCUCUCCAAGAGAUUGAAAAUUUCAAAUUUCUUAGAAGGCGAAUCCAGCUCAAGAUAA
Molecule: messenger RNA, 678 nt
Organism: Pistacia vera
Lineage: Eukaryota; Viridiplantae; Streptophyta; Magnoliopsida; Sapindales; Anacardiaceae
Product: disease resistance protein RPS4B-like
Exons: 2
Coding region: 1-678 (225 amino acids)
Source: RefSeq, a predicted model, not a curated record